Messenger RNA from Sitodiplosis mosellana (orange wheat blossom midge), 2401 nucleotides. RefSeq names its product splicing factor 1 (gene SF1). The transcript is spliced from 9 exons. The coding region runs from base 108 to 2186 and encodes 692 amino acids. Gene Ontology annotation, molecular function: zinc ion binding; mRNA binding. Gene Ontology annotation, cellular component: nucleus. The record is from RefSeq and is a predicted model, not a curated record. Lineage: Eukaryota; Metazoa; Arthropoda; Insecta; Diptera; Cecidomyiidae. Gene Ontology annotation, biological process: regulation of mRNA splicing, via spliceosome.
AGUCUCUUUAUCUGUGUUCAGUGACGUGUGGAUUGACGAGAAAACAUUUUUUUGUUGAAAUUUGUGCUAAUUUGAUUUUUAGCAAAAGACGCAAUUGAAAAAAAAAUAUGAGUAAACAUAAGGACAAGGAUAAGAAUCGUUCGCGUUCACGAUCAAAAUCCAAAGACAGGGAACGUCGCGAAAAGAAAAAGUCGAAAAAGAGUAAGCGUAGCCGAAGCAGGGAACGAAAACAUCGUAGGAGCCGUAGUAGAAGUUAUAGCAGAAGUCCAAGCGGUGAACGCAGAAGACAUCGUCGCGAAGAGAGAUAUGAACGCGAAAGAGAACGAGAGGCAAGAGAAAUGCGAGAAAAAGAAUUGGAAAAGGAACGAUUACGGGAAAUUGCGUUGGAAUUUAAACAAUCGGGAGCAUUUAGUUCGAUAUCACAACAGACGCAAUCGUUUCAAUUACAAGACCAUGCAUUGAACAACGUUUUAUCAUCGUUCCCAACAUUUAAUUCGUUCCCAAUGGCCAUAGUUCCACCGGUGAUAGAGACACCGCAACCGCCGCCAAGAGAAAUGAGUCAAGCUUAUUUGGAGGCAGUUGAAGCGAGUAAACGUAUUGCUGCGUCAAAGAAUUUCGUCGAUGCAUUCAGCUGUUCAAAUAGCAACGAUUCAACCAGCAACGGAGCUUCAUUAAACAAUGAAGGAUCGUCGAAUAGCAUGAAUUUUGUGCUUGGCGGAGAAGCCGAAACAGCCAGACAGCGUAAAAAGCGUUCACGUUGGGGUGGCAGCGAGAAUGAUAAGACAUUUAUUCCGGGUAUGCCGACUGUUUUGCCGUCAUCGCUUGACUCGCACCAACAGGAAGCCUAUCUAGUUCAACUUCAAAUCGAAGAAAUCAGCCGCAAACUACGUACCGGAGACUUAGGAAUUGCUUCAGUCGAAGAAAGAUCACCGUCCCCGGAGCCUAUUUACAGUUCUGAUGGUAAGCGAAUGAAUACACGUGAGUUUCGUACACGCAAACGUUUGGAGGAGCAACGUCACCAAUUGAUUCUUCGAAUGCAAUGCAUGAAUCCGGAUUUUAAACCACCGUCGGAUUACAAAGCCCCCAUUGUGCGCGUCAGCGAUAAAGUAUUAAUUCCUCAAGAGGAGCAUCCAGACAUCAAUUUUGUUGGUUUGCUGAUCGGACCGCGUGGCAACACUUUGAAGGCGAUGGAAAAGGAAACGGGAGCCAAGAUCAUCAUUCGUGGAAAGGGAUCGGUGAAAGAGGGAAAAGUCGGCAGAAAAGAUGGCCAACCAUUGCCGGGUGAAGACGAACCGUUGCAUGCAUUUAUUACAGCGGCCAAUGCGGAUUGUGUCAAAAAAGCGGUGGAGAAAAUCAACGAAGUCAUUAAACAAGGAAUCGAAGUACCAGAGGGUCACAAUGAUUUAAGACGUAUGCAGUUACGUGAAUUAGCUCAGUUGAACGGGACACUGCGUGAAACUGAUGUACCGAGAUGCACAAACUGUGGCUCAAACGAACAUAAGAGUUGGCAUUGUACAGACAAGCCUAAUGUUACCAACAACAUUAUGUGUUCAUCUUGCGGCGGUGCCGGCCAUAUUUCAAAGGAUUGUAAAGCAAAACGGCCCGGCCAAGGAGGGCCACCGGUUGUGAAUGCCAAUUCCCAAGCCAAAAUCGAUGAGGAGUAUCUCAGUUUGAUGGCUGAACUCGGCGAAGGACCGCCAGCAACCAAAACAAACGAUACACCAUCACAAAGCAGCGGUUCGUCAAAUCGUAACCAAUUUUCGAUAUUCGAGCGUAAUCAAGGUCCUUUAAAAGCAAUUCAGCAAGUUCCAUCCUCAGCACCAGCAUCCAAUUCAGCUUCACCAGUCCAGCAACCGCCUCCACGUAUGCCACAGCCUCCAAAUUGGAAUGGACAGCCGGCGAUGCCAGUUCCACCAUUGCCACCAGGAGGAUCAUUUGCAAUGCCUCCACCAUCGAUGCGACCACCAAUGUGGAAUAAUCAGCCGCAGAUUCCAGGCACUGAUCUACCACCGGUGCCAAGUUCUACUUCUUGUCCACCACCUUUUGUUCCACCACCGCCGCCUGGAACUUCUAAUUGGAGUGCACCGUUGCCUCCACCGGCACAACAGUAUCCAUGGAGUAAUGGUAAUUUCGUGCCACCAUUACCAGCUGUUCCACCUCCACCACCGCCACCGCCUGGAAGUUAAACGACUAAAAUAAUGAUUUGAAUGUUUUUCGAUUAAAAUUAUCUACCAAUUAGAUAAGAAAAUUGUUCGUUUCCAAAAUGGAAAGAAGUUCUUUUCAACCACCUAACUAAUCUCAUUUUAAAAAUCGAUUGAAUUGUCAUUGGAAUCAGUUGUCUGCAUAUAAUUAGCAUUGUAUUUAUCAAACGAUCGGAAUAAAGUGAAUGAACAUGAACAAA